Molecule: messenger RNA, 2199 nt
Organism: Chrysochloris asiatica (Cape golden mole)
Lineage: Eukaryota; Metazoa; Chordata; Mammalia; Afrosoricida; Chrysochloridae
Gene: SACK1C
Product: family with sequence similarity 83, member C
Exons: 4
Coding region: 1-2199 (732 amino acids)
Biological process (GO): epidermal growth factor receptor signaling pathway
Source: RefSeq, a predicted model, not a curated record
AUGUUUGGGGGCCUGGGAGCCCAGGGCAUGGCGGGACCCCUGAGGGGUCGGGUGGAGGAGCUGAAGCGGCCCUGUUGGCGAGAGGCCUCACCUCUUGUGCUGCGGCACAGCGAGGCUGCCCGGCUGGCAGCUGAUGCCCUCCUGGAGAGGGGCGAGGCUGCCUACUUGCGGGUCAUCUCGGAGGAGCGGGAGUUGCCGUUUCUGAGCGCCCUGGAUAUGAACUACAUGACCAGUCAUGUGCGUGGCAGCCCUGAGCUCAGUGAAGCCCAGGGACCAGAGGCCUCAGGGCCUGACCGUCUCAGCCUGCUCUCCGAAGUCACCUCGGGCACCUACUUCCCCAUGGCCUCUGACGUAGACCCCCCAGAUCUAGACCUGGGCUGGCCCGAGGUUCCACAGGCCACGGGCUUCAGCCCCACCCAGGCUGUGGUCCACUUCCAACGGGACAAGGCCAAGAGCAUCAAGGACCUGCUGCGCUUCCUCUUCAGCCAGGCCCGCACGGUCGUGGCUGUGGUAAUGGAUGUAUUCACAGACAUGGAGCUUCUGUGUGAUCUCAUGGAGGCCUCAAGCCGGCGCGGUGUCCCUGUCUACCUGCUCCUGGCCCAGGAAUACCUGAGGCACUUCCUGGAGAUGUGCUACAAAAUGGACCUCAGUGGGGGGCACCUGCUGAACAUGCGUGUGCGGAGUACAUGUGGGGACACCUACUGCAGCAAGGCGGGUCGCCGCUUUACUGGGCAGGCCCUGGAGAAGUUCGUAAUUGUCGACUGUGAGCAAGUGGUUGCGGGUAGCUACAGCUUCACCUGGCUGUGCAGUCAGGCCCACACGAGCAUGGUGCUGCAGCUAAGGGGCCGCAUCGUAGAAGACUUUGACCGGGAGUUCCGCUGUCUGUAUGCUGAGUCUCGGCCGGUGGAGGGCUUCUGUGGUGGAGAGGAGCCGUUGUCACCCAGGGCACUACGCCCUCCCCAGGUGGCCCUGGCCUUCAGACCUGGCAUCCCAAGCCCCACUUCCUCCUUACCUUCCAGCGUGAGCCUCUGCAGCAUCAAGCGCUCUCCUCUCAUGGGCCGCUCCCCCUACCUCGCUCUGCCAGGAGGCUGCAGUGACAAGGGUAUGGGAUUCUCAUCCCCAGGUCCUGGCCGCCUUGAGGCUAAUGGUCAGUACCUCCUGCAACGCCAGCUGUCAGACCCUAACCACGGCUCCCCUCCUGGACUCUACAAGGCCAACCUGGGCAAACUGGGGGCAUCCCCAUGGUCUCAGUCCUCCCCUGCCCUCAACCACCAUAGUGUCAGCCCCACGCCUCUGGCAGUGGGCUCAUCUCUGCUCUCGCGCCCACGACCGCUCUUCCCCUUCCCCCGGGGUGGCCCAGCCCUGGCCCGGCUCCCAGAGAAUGGGCUCUCAGGUAGCCAGGAGCACAGCCCACCACGAGGUCACCGAGUACCUGGUCCAGCCCUAGAGACAGUGGAUGAGAAGCCAUCUCUGAGUCAGAGCCAUGGCCAGCUGGACCUCCUGGUCCCCUUUCCCAGAGCCCAAGAAGCAGGAGACCCCGACUCUGGCUCAGGCUCCCUGCAGCCUGGUGAGCAGGUCCCAGAGGAAACAAGAUUGUCCCCAAGCCAGAACUAUAGCCAACUGGACCUCCUGCCCCGGGCCCCUGGUGCCAGGAGCACCUCCGAGUCAGGCUCCCCCAGAAAUGGUGAUCGGCUCUCACCAGACAGAAGACUGUCCCCAAGCCACAGCCAGUUGGACUUCCUGGUGCCAUUCUCCAAGGCCCACAACUCCAAUAUGCCACCUGAGACUAGCUCCCCAGUCAAGCCCAGCAGGCAGGACCCGGAUGAGCGGCGGCAGACCCUAGGCCACAGCCAGCUGGAUCUCAUCACAAAAUUUGGCCCAUUCCAGGAUGAGGGACCUGGGCCCAAUGGUCUCCCCAGUCAGAACCCUGUUCGAAACAUUGCAGUGGGAUCUGGGGAUGAGAAGCGGCUGACCUUGGGUCACAGCAAGCUGGACCUCAUCACCAAGUAUCACCAGUUGCAGGGUGUCAGGCAGGGGCCUGAACAUGGCCUACCAGGAGACUCUACAGGUGGCCAUCGUAAGGGUGGUAGCAGCGACCUUUAUGGGGAUGAGAAGCGGCUGACCCUGGGCCACAGUAAACUGGACCUCAUCACCAAGUACAACAAGUUCAAGCUACUCCGAAGCCGAUUUGAUAUGUAG